AUGGAUCUCCAUAUAAACUAUUUUCUCCUGAAUCUCUCAAUCCCUUUCUCUUUCUGGGUAAAUGGAGAAUCUCUCUCAAAUUCUUCUCGUGUCCUCGUCGUUUCUCCCACCGUUCGUAAAAAUAAAUUCGUCAACUUCGUUGGUGAAUAUCAUCUUGAUUUGAUAGUUCGCUAUGGAUAUGUACCAGUGAUUGUUCCACGGGUCACUGGUGUUCAUAUGCUGCUUGAUAGUUUCAAUCCAAUCCAUGAGUUCUUCUUUGUGAAGGAGAAGACAUUGAUCCUUCUCUUUACGAAUCUGAAAUCUCCUCUCUUUCACCAGAAGAGCUUCAAGAGAUUAGAGACACACAUGCGAAUGAUACGGCUAUUGAAAAAAGAAAGAUUCUAUUGA
Molecule: messenger RNA, 387 nt
Organism: Eruca vesicaria subsp. sativa (arugula)
Lineage: Eukaryota; Viridiplantae; Streptophyta; Magnoliopsida; Brassicales; Brassicaceae
Source: the annotation of a GenBank genome assembly